CUGAAUGGGGCUGGGAUUUGCUGAGAGGCGCGCUUGCUGUCUGCUGCUCCCGCCCGUCUUAGGGCGAGAGGGGACAGGCAGGGAUGCCCCUCCUGAGCUAAGGGGUGAAGAAUGAAAUGAUCAGCCCAGGGCUCAGAGAGGUAAUGAUCUCCCAAGGUCACACCACUGGUGCCGGUGACAUGGCUGCUCCCCAGGCUUUCCCACUGGGACCCCUCCAUGAGCCUUCAGGUGCCCAGAUGGAGUCCCAGCCCUGCCUUCAAAGCUUGGCUGGGGGCUUCCUGGGGGAGGAGCUUCGGCUUAAUGCUGAGCUGAGCCAACUGCAGUUUUCAGAGCCUGUGGGCAUCAUUUACAAUCCUGUGGAGUAUGCAUGGGAGCCACAUCGCAACUACGUGACCCGUUACUGCCAGGGCCCCAAGGAAGUACUGUUCCUGGGCAUGAACCCAGGACCCUUUGGCAUGGCCCAGACUGGGGUGCCCUUUGGGGAAGUGAAUAUAGUCCGGGACUGGUUGGGCAUUGGGGGGCCUGUGCUGACCCCAUCUCAAGAGCACCCUAAGCGACCAGUGCUGGGACUGGAGUGCCCUCAGUCAGAGGUGAGCGGUGCCCGAUUCUGGGGCUUUUUCCGGAAUCUCUGUGGACAGCCUGAGGUCUUCUUCCGCCACUGUUUUGUCCACAACCUGUGUCCUCUGCUCUUCCUGGCUCCCAGUGGGCGCAACCUCACCCCUGCUGAGCUGCCUGCCAAACAGCGAGAACAGCUUCUUGGGGUCUGUGAUUCAGCCCUCCGCCGGCAGGUGCAGUUGCUGGGGGUACGGCUGGUGGUGGGAGUGGGGCGGGUGGCAGAGCAGCGUGCACGGCGGGCUCUUGCUGGCCUGAUGCCCGAGGUCCAGGUGGAGGGGCUCCUGCACCCCUCACCUCGUAGCCCACAGGCCAACAGGGGCUGGGAGGCACUGGCCAAGGAGCGACUGAAUGAAUUGGGGCUGCUGCCACUGCUAAUGAAAUGAGUACCCCUAUGGUCUGGGGUAGGACACAUUCAAGGCCCCUAAGUCAUUCUUGGGCAAGCAAAUGACUACAUGCCUCCUGGACCAGAGCAACAAGAACCUCCUCGGCUCUCUGGUUGCUGGGACCCAGCACAGAAGUUCUGACACUACUCGUGCUUACCCUGCUGAUUCUCACUUUCUUUACCUUCUUCACCUUCUGAGUGUUGUCUCAUUGGUCCUGUGGUACCUUAACUCCACAGAGGACCAGCACCUGAAGAUUGCUCUACCUCAGUUUCCUUGGGAGCCUCUGUCCAGCUGCAAGUGACCUAAACAAUGACUUCUGAGGUUGUAUUUGCUGUUUCAGAGAAAAGAUUUUGCCAGAUUCCCCCAUCCUCAUAGACCAGCUUCUGUCAAGCUGACUCCUUUCCUAACAGGGACCAGGACAAAGCAUGGGAUGUGGAUGGUAAGAGUAAACUUAAUGGGGGACUGAGGCUGGCUCAGAGAGAGAGAAUUCAGUGUGAGAUUAGGAAAGGCCAGAAGACCUGGAUUUUCAUCCCAGCUUUGAGACUUGUGAACUUUGUGACUUUGGACAACUUGAUUAACUGCUUCAAGCCUCAGGAUCCUUAUCUAUAAUACAGGGACCCCUACCUCAAGGGGUUGGUGUGGAGAUUCACUGAGAUAACACUAGAAAGUGCUUUACUUAGUGCCUGGCACAUAGGUGCUCAUUACACCUCUUCUUGCUUUCUUGCCUCUGGGUUGGGGAGUCCCUGCACUACAGAGGAAGCUCCUCCACUCCAAAGGCUUUGCUGGGGGUGGGGAGGUCUGGGCCUCCCCCUGUGGCCUGGGUGAGGGGCAGAUUCUUGCCCUGGCAGAGUUGGCCCUAUGACUUUAUGAAAAACCAAGCCUGUGAUUUUUCAGUCUAAGCAUUAAAAACUCCUAAACA
Molecule: messenger RNA, 1917 nt
Organism: Manis javanica (Malayan pangolin)
Lineage: Eukaryota; Metazoa; Chordata; Mammalia; Pholidota; Manidae
Gene: SMUG1
Product: single-strand-selective monofunctional uracil-DNA glycosylase 1
Biological process (GO): base-excision repair
Molecular function (GO): single-strand selective uracil DNA N-glycosylase activity; oxidized pyrimidine nucleobase lesion DNA N-glycosylase activity
Source: RefSeq, a predicted model, not a curated record